CUCUGUCACUGUGCUCACACUCCUCUCCACCAGGGGUCGUAGUUGAGUCGGCGUUUCUCUGCGGAACCAUCGAGCGCCGUAGCUCCUCGGGACGGGGGGAGCGGAAAGAGUGUGACACCGUUACCAAACAGCAACAAUGCGCGAAUAAGCUUCUUUGAAAGUGGUUUGAAGUGGCUGUCCAAGAUGGCCACCCGCCGUGUGCCACUUGUCUUGCUCGCCUGCGGCUCUUUUAAUCCCAUCACCAACCAGCACAUGAGGCUGUUUGAGCUGGCCAGAGACCACAUGCACAGGACAGGCCAGUACCAGGUGGUGGGUGGCAUCGUGUCUCCAGUGAGUGACGGCUACGGAAAGCAAGGCCUGGUGCUGGCUAAGCACCGAAUAGCCAUGGCAAAGCUGGCACUGCAGAGCUCCAACUGGGUCAGGGUUGAUGAAUGGGAGAGCCAGCAGCAGGACUGGACAGAGACUGUGGUCACCAUGAGGUAUCAUUAUGGCCGCAUUCUGAAGGAGUAUGAGCGGAGCACAGGAACUUACAUCGGCUCCGAUAUCGACUCCAAUGACUCCUCAAGCCCGCGCCCCGAGCUGAAGCUCCUGUGUGGAGCCGAUUUCCUCGACACUUUUGAGAUCCCCGGCCUGUGGCUGGACGACCACGUGGAGGAGGUGGCCAGACGCUUCGGCCUCGUCUGCGUCAGUCGAGGGGAGCUUCAGCCCGAGCGAGCCGUGCACGAUUCGGACACGCUCUCGCGUUACCGUCAGAACAUCUUCCUGGUGAGGGAGUGGGUGAGAAACGAGACGAGCGCCACCGAAGUCCGCCGGGCUCUGAGACGGGGGCAGAGCGUGAAAUACCUGAUCCCGGACUCUGUGAUAGAUUAUAUUGACCAGCACAACCUCUAUACUGAGGACAGUGAGAGGAGGAAUAAGGACACAUUGCUGAGGCCGCUCACCAAACAGGCACAAGAGCCUGUGAAGAGUCUGGAUGACUGGUUCUGCACUCAGCCACAAGUAGACAUCCACAGCAGACCUCCUCGAUCACUGGAAGUAAGGAAAGCAGCAGAGAAAACAGCCAAGAUGCCUGUCGAUCUGAACGGAUAUUGGAAAAUGAUUUCCAGUGAUAACUUCGAGGAGUACCUGAAGGCCCUUGAUGUCAACGUUGCCAUCAGGAAGAUCGCCACCUUGUUGAAGCCGGACAAGGACAUCACGCACGACGGGGACCACAUCGUCAUCAAAACCCUCAGCACCUUCAAAAACUACAACAUGGACUUCCAUGUGGGCAAAGAGUUCGAGGAGGAUCUGUCCGGAGUGGACGACAGGAAAUGCAUGACCACCAUCACCUGGGAGGGAGACAAGCUGGUGUGUGUGCAGAAGGGGGAGAUCGAAGGCAGAGGCUGGACCCACUGGGUGGACGGAGAUGAGCUUCAUCUGACACACACACCAGCGUCGCAAGCUGACACCAUGCCUGCAGACUUCAAUGGGAGAUGGAUACUGGAAACCAGUGACAAAUUUGAGGAAUAUCUGAAAGUGCUGAAUAUUGACUUUGCUACAAGGAAAAUUGCCAUCUCCCUGUCUCAGACUAAAGUGAUUACCCAAAAUGGAGACACGUUUGACAUCAAAACACUGAGCACCCUGAGGAAUUACGAGCGCUCCUUCACUGUUGGGGUUGAGUAUGAUGAGUACACCAAGGGACUAGACAGCAGAAAUAUCAAGUGUCUGGUGACCUGGGAGGGGGACAAGCUGGUGUGCAGACAGAAAGGAGAGAAGGCCAACCGUGGCUGGAAACACUGGGUCGAAGACGACAAACUAUACCUGGAGCUGACGUGUGAAGAUGUAGUUUGUCUUCAGGUGUUCAAGAAAAAAGAAUAAAAGCCCCAAAUUGUC
This is a messenger RNA of Acanthopagrus latus (yellowfin seabream), 1872 nucleotides long. RefSeq lists its product as uncharacterized. The coding region runs from base 184 to 1857 and encodes 557 amino acids. The transcript is spliced from 12 exons. The record is from RefSeq and is a predicted model, not a curated record. NCBI's taxonomy places the organism in Eukaryota, Metazoa, Chordata, Actinopteri, Spariformes, Sparidae. Gene Ontology annotation, cellular component: mitochondrion. Gene Ontology annotation, molecular function: nicotinate-nucleotide adenylyltransferase activity; nicotinamide-nucleotide adenylyltransferase activity; lipid binding. Gene Ontology annotation, biological process: NAD+ biosynthetic process.